Xiphias gladius (swordfish) is the source of this 1665-nucleotide messenger RNA. RefSeq names its product gasdermin-E-like. NCBI's taxonomy places the organism in Eukaryota, Metazoa, Chordata, Actinopteri, Istiophoriformes, Xiphiidae. Gene Ontology annotation, cellular component: cytoplasm. Gene Ontology annotation, biological process: programmed cell death. The record is from RefSeq and is a predicted model, not a curated record. Bases 195 to 1601 code for a protein of 468 amino acids. The transcript has 10 exons.
UCACUGUCAAAUCCAGAGGACUAUUUCCCUCCGCGCUCCUUUCCCUCCUGGGUCUACUUUUUGCGCAUGGCAUCCCCGCUGGCAUUCCAGGAGUGACCACUGAACGGACAGGAGCCUUGAACUUACGACGAAAAGUCGUCUUCAUAGGGUCGUUUUUUUUUUUAGGCUCAUUUGAGUCCUUGUGUGCUGAAGCCAUGUUUUCCAAGGCCACUGCCAACUUCGUCCAUCAGAUUGACCCAGAGGGAAGCCUCAUCCAUGUGUCACGAGUGAAUGACUCAUACAAACUGGUUCCCAUGGCGCUUGUCGUCAAACGCAACCGGAUCUGGUUCUGGCAAAGGCCAAAGUACCAACCGACAGAUUUCACUCUAAGCGACUUGCUGCUGGGCGACAAGGUGCUCAGUCCUGGAGUGUGUGAGACAGAAUUUCUGACCUACCAGGGGACGUUUGGAGACAAACUCUCUGGGAAGCUGGACACCAAGGCUGGCUCUGCCAGACUCACACUGGAGGGCCGGGGCACUUCCCAGCUCCAAUCAUGUUUUGGCAAGUUGAAGAAAGAGGAACUGGACGUGAAGAAACUGCUACGUGACUCCAGCGAUAGGCUGGUGGACAUGCAGCACGUGCUGGUGCAGCAGCUGGAGAAACGGGCCGAGGUGCUGGCCGUGGUGAAGGAGAGGAUCCUCACCACCAACUCCUGCUCCGUCACCCAGACGAAAAAGGAGCAGUGCACCUUUCAGGGGGUGCUCGGGCUGUUGGGCAUGCUGGGGAGCUCUGUUAAGGUGUGUGCGAAGGACGGCAACAACAUUGAGAUGGACAGUGACGUUUCUUUGGAGAUCCCCUCUGGUACAGUCAUUGCGUACAGCAUCCUGGAACUAGAGAUUAAAAAAAAUGGACAUUAUGAUAUAUGCCUGCAGCCUGGCACCAUAGGAGGCUUUGAGGCGGACUCAACUGCUAUGUCCUGGCCAUCCCAUGACUCCUUGAAUGCGGUGGACAGCAUGUGCAAUAGAUCACAGGAGAUGGACUUGUCUCCACUGGCAGAGCUCCCCCAGCUAACUCAACAUGCAUUGUUCAAGAAGCUCCGAGAGACAAUGAGGGACAGAGCUGCCCUGUCAUAUCUGCAGUGUGUGCUGGAGGACUUGUGCAGUGGUGAAAAACUUGACAUUGCCAAGCAAGAGGAAGAGAGAAAACCAGUGUCAGCCAGACUGGACCGACCCAGCUCAGGCAGUCAUACUGAGCGCACCCAGUCUGCCGGUGCUGCUCACCUAAUUGCAGCUCACCUGUUGGUCAGUGCUAUGGAAGAGUUGCCUGAUGAAACUCUGAGCCUCCUGAGCGAGAGCCGUGCGGAUUUUCUGGAGGCCUUCGACACACUGAUGUGCAGUUUAAAGAACAGCAGCGGGCCUCUCUCCAUCCAGUGUCUCCCAGUCCUGCUGCAGGACAACCAAGCGUUCCAACUGGCAGAACAGCUGCUCAGCUCCAUCAAUGUGACGCUGAAGAGAAACUUCGCCAGGCUGUGGACGGAGACAGGAGACAAAACAGGAGUUCUCCUUUUGCUCCUUUGCGUCAGCAUACAUGGAUUGUCUUUGCUGUGUAAUGGACUGAAGUAGUAGGAGUUUCUGCUUGUGCACUUUUUUUUCCUUUUUCAUGGUCUAUAUUCUGCCCAUUUCUUUC